AUGGAUCAUCAUUCUAUUCCGAAGAUUGGAUUCAAUUCAGCAAGCUGCACUCCCGAAUCAGGAUUCCUACCAAGCAUCAAUUCGAAGAAAGCAGUUACAUUGGAACUCAGUCAUGGAAACGACACACAAAUCAUUUCAUUGCCUACUGAGAAACUCAACGAGAAUAAGAGAUAUUAUGUGACUUUCACUGUUAAAGGUCAUGAAGCACCUGAAGACAAUAUGAGCAACAUUGUUAAUGAUGAUACGGCACAUAGACAUUCUAGAAGUAAUUGA
Phaedon cochleariae (mustard beetle) is the source of this 273-nucleotide messenger RNA. Lineage: Eukaryota; Metazoa; Arthropoda; Insecta; Coleoptera; Chrysomelidae. The record is from the annotation of a GenBank genome assembly.